UUUGCGUCAACCUGCAAAUUUCCAGAGUGCAGCUCUCUCUUCAGAGGCCUUCUGUGUUCUACACUUUUUUGCAUCCUUGAGAUCUUUGUUUUUGUUGAAGUGAAGCACGGAGAGGAAGGAAGAUUUUUGCCUUCAAUAGCUGAACUAAAAGACACAAAAUCUGCUCAAAAUUAAGGUCGACUUUCAGAAUGAAGGUGAUUGUGUUGUUUGUGUUUGUGCUGGGUGCACUCUCUGCAGCAGGGGAAGUUUUCUUUGCAAAUGUUGGGGGGAAAGUCACAUUGAACUGUGGGGUCAGCAGCUACAGACACACUCUGCAGUGGUAUCAUGGAUAUGACCUUCUUCAUACAGUUUAUCAGAGAGGCUACACGCGCAGAGGCAGUAUUGAUCUUGCAUGGAGGUCAGUCAUGAGACAGAUGAAUCUGGAAAUCUCCAGUGUGAAAGAAACAGAUGCUGGAGAGUUCACAUGUUCGGCAGAUGGGACAUAUCAUGAACAUUCACUUUUUGUGGUCUCAGUUUCAGUCUCUGUGACUCCCUCUGCUGUUCUCAAGCUGUGUGAUGAGGCAACGCUCCACUGUGAGGUGAAACAUCUGCUAAAAGGUUGUGAAGUGAAGUGGAAGAGUCCAAAUGCUGAUUCACCUGAAUGGCCAUCAACAGUUCAACUCAAACCUGUAACAAGCUCACAUAAUGGGACCUGGGAGUGUAUCAUCACCUGUGAUGGCAAACAACUGAAGCCUCCAACUUCAACAACUCCACCAACCACCCUGAAGAACAUCACAUUAUUUGUAACGAGUGUUCAGGGAACAACAUGUACAACAUGUAUAACAUGUAUAACAUGUACUGCCAACGAUUGCCCACUGGGACUCUCCUGUUGGAUGUGGAUUGCAAUCGGAGUCUGCUGUCAGUUUGGGAUGUUCCUGAUUGUUUGUGUCACUGUCUUGUGUAAGUGCAUGAGUAGAAGGAUGGUAUGUGAGGAAAGGCGUCCAUCAAAUGUUUCUGUAUAGUGUUGAUAGCUGUGGUUACAGAUUAUGUUGGUCUAACCUCUUCGCCGAAUGUGUAACUGAUCAGAUUCAUAGUUUCACUACACCAAGCUCUUACAAAGUCCCGGACACUUCACAACUGGCAAAAGUCUAAAUGAGUGUCUCGGAUUAUCUAUUACACUCUUCAGUAAAUCAGUAGAUGUACAGAUGAAGUAUUUGUUUUGUUUCCUGGGCUUUGCUGAGUAAAACUGAGAACCACCUGAAAUCUCUCAGACAUCUGUUCAGGCUUUUCUCCCGAAUUACACUUUAUGGCCAAAAGUAUUUAUUCAUCUGCCUCCAAACCCACAUGAACUUGAGUGACAUCCCAUUUUUAAUCCAUAGGAUUUAAUAUAAUGUAGGCCCAACUUUUUCAGUUAUAACAGCUUCAAUUCUUCUAGGAAGGCUUUCCACAAAGUUUUGGAGUGUGUUUAUGGGAACUCUUGACUGUUCUUCCAGAAGCACAGUUGUGAGAUCAAACACUGCGAUGAGAAGGCCUGGUUUGCAGUCUCCGCUCUAAUUCAUCCCAAAGGUGUUCUGUUCAAAAGUUCUUCCACACCACAGUCGCUCAUCCAUGUCUUUAUAGACCUUGCUUUGUGCUGUCUUGUAGAGUCAUGUUGGAACAGGAAGAGGCCAUCCUCAAACUGUUCCCACAAAGUUGAGAGCAUGAAGUUCUCCAAAAUGUCUUGUUAUGCUGAAGCAGUAAGAGUUCCUCUUGCUGGAGCGACCAAGCUCAACUCCUGAACAACAACCCCACACAAUAAUCCCCCCUCCACCAAACUUUACACUUGGCACAAUGCAGUCAGACAAGUACCGUUCCCCUGGCAACCUUUAAACCAGACUCAUCCACUGGAUUGCCAGAUGGAGAAGUAUGAUUUGUCACUCCACAAAUCAUGUAUCCAUUGCUCAAGAGUCCAGUGGUGGCAUGCUUUAAACCACUGCAUGUGAUGUUUUGCAUUGUGUUUGUUGAUGUGAGCCUUGGAUGCAGCUGCUUGGUUGUGUAAAACCCAUCCCCUGAAGCUCCCUGUGCACUGUUCUUGAGCUAAUCUUAAGGCCUGAAGUUUGGAGGUCUGUUGCGAUUGACUGUGCAGAAAGUUGGACACCUCUGCACACUACGAAGCUCGUCCUCCGCUGACCCUACCCUGUGAUUUUACACGACCUAUCACUUUAUAGCUGCAUUGUUGUCGUUCCCGAUCGCUUCCACUUUGUUAUAAUACCACUAACAGCUGAUUGUAGAAUAUUUAGUAACAACAACAUUUCACAACUGGAUUUGUGGCAAGGUGGCAUCCUAUCAUGGCACCACACUGGAAUUCAAUGAGGUCCUGAACACGACUCGUUGUUUCACAAAAGUUUGUAGAAGAGGUCUGAAAGCUUACGUGGCUUAUUUUAUACACCUGUGGCCAGAGAAGCGACUAGAACACCUGAAUUUGAUGAUUUGAAUGCGUGAGGGAUUGCUUUUAGCAUAAUGCGUAUGUCACAAAAAACUCCUUCAGGGAACAAGUCCCAAACAUUAGAGCAACUUUGUUGUUGCUUCACUCUUUGUGCUAACUCUGACUGUUGAUUUCCACUGCCAUCAGUAGUCACCUUCAGUCCCCUCCUCUGUCUUUGGACGAUUGCAGCUUGCUGUCAUCACUUCAGCCUCCUUGACCUGUUAGAGUAAAGAGAUAGAAAAAAAGAAAAGAAAGAAUAACAACUGAUGUGUUUUACAGAAAGAAAGCAAAGCACCAAAACAAUUUAUUUUCCUUUGGUUUGGAGAUUCAUGUUUUGUUUUAUUUUACUUCAAAAAAAAAAAAAAAAAAAAACUUUGUUACUUCUGUUGUGAUAAAUAAAUGUCUUUCUGUCAAGCUGUGUGCUCUU
This is a messenger RNA of Oreochromis aureus, 2870 nucleotides long. RefSeq lists its product as uncharacterized. Bases 189 to 1001 code for a protein of 270 amino acids. Gene Ontology annotation, molecular function: MHC class II protein binding; protein tyrosine kinase binding. NCBI's taxonomy places the organism in Eukaryota, Metazoa, Chordata, Actinopteri, Cichliformes, Cichlidae. The transcript has 7 exons. The record is from RefSeq and is a predicted model, not a curated record. Gene Ontology annotation, cellular component: membrane raft; external side of plasma membrane. Gene Ontology annotation, biological process: interleukin-15-mediated signaling pathway; T cell activation; positive regulation of ERK1 and ERK2 cascade.